This is a messenger RNA of Eurytemora carolleeae, 1699 nucleotides long. RefSeq names its product heparan sulfate 2-O-sulfotransferase pipe. The record is from RefSeq and is a predicted model, not a curated record. Lineage: Eukaryota; Metazoa; Arthropoda; Copepoda; Calanoida; Temoridae. Gene Ontology annotation, molecular function: sulfotransferase activity. Gene Ontology annotation, cellular component: membrane. Bases 42 to 638 code for a protein of 198 amino acids. The transcript has 4 exons.
UCCGGGUAUACCUUAAACCUAUAUCUAGGUAUGGGCUCCCUAUGCCUAUCUACGUGAACAUGGUUCGUGACCCUGUAGAGCGUGUGAUAUCCUGGUAUUACUAUGUGAGAGCUCCAUGGUACUUUGUUGAGAGAAAACGUGCAUUUCCCGACUUACCUCUUCCUAAUCCAAACUGGUUGAGAAAGGAUUUUGAGACCUGUGUUCGGACGAAUGAUCCUGAGUGUAGAUAUCUACCAGCCAUGAAGAGGGACGGGUUCGGGGAUCAUCGGCGACAAACCAUGUUCUUCUGCGGUCAUGAAGAGGACUGCACAGGGUUUAAUACUGAGGUUGCAAUGAAGAAAGCGAAGGAGAAUGUAGAACGACAUUAUGCUGUGGUUGGAGUACUGGAGGAGCUAAACAAAACUCUAACCGUCCUGGAACAUUAUGUUCCCAGAUUCUUCAAAGGAGCUCUAGAGACAUACUGGAAUGAAGUUCACAUAUUCUCGAAAAUAAACCGGAACCUGUAUAAGCCGAAGGUUGAGGAAGCAACAAAAGAUAUUGUCCGGCAGAAUUUUACUCGAGAACUGGAGUUUUUUGAUUUCUGUAAACAAAGACUUCAUAAACAGUAUUUAGCCAUCACUCUUAACCAGGAUCCAUAGAUUCAAUACCUCCGGCAUAAACAGAACAUGUCUAGAUACCCUCUGAAUACUGAACAUGUCUAGUUAAUCUCUGAAUACUGAACAUGUUUAGUUAAUCUCUGAAUACUGACCAUGUCUAGUUAAUCUCUGAAUACUGAACAUGUCUAGUUAAUCUCUGAAUACUGAACAUGUCUAGUUAAUCUCUGAAUACUGAACAUGUCUAGUUAAUCACUGAAUACUGAACAUGUCUAGUUACCCUCUGAAUAUUGAACAUGUCUAGUGAAUCUCUGAAUACUGAACAUGUCUAGUUAAUCACUGAAUAUUGAACAUGUCUUGUUAAUCUCUGAAUACUGAACAUGUCUAGUUACCCUCUGAAUACUGAACAUGUCUAGUUAAUCACUGAAUACUGAACAUGUCUAGUUAAUCUCUGAAUAUUGAACAUGUCUAGUUAAUCACUGAAUAUUGAACAUGUCUAGUUACCCUCUGAAUACUGAACAUGUCUUGUUAAUCUCUGAAUACUGAACAUGUCUUGUUAAUCUCUGAAUACUGAACAUGUCUAGUUAAUCUCUGAAUAUUGAAAAUGUCUAGUUACCCUUUUAAAUACUGAACAGUGAACAUGUCUGGUUAGCAUCUAUUCUUAACAUGUCUAUAGUUACCCUUCAUAUACUGAACAAUGAACAUGUCUAUUGUUUAGCAAACAUGUCUGCCAUGACCUCAGAAACCAAACAUGUCUAGCUUGACCUUUAAACAAUGAAUGUGAAAAUUUAAGUUUAAAUUUUAAAGCUUUAAAACUUUAAAAACAUCAUUUAAGGUUUAAGAAUUUUUUUUCACUCUUUUAGCAAUGUAAAAUGUUUAAAUUAAAAAAAUAUCAUUUUAGUCGACUUUCCUCAUUUUGCUUUGUUGUAUUCUAAAACAAUAUUGUCUAGUUUAAUUUCUUUCUUAAAUUCAUGCAGAAAAUACCUGUUAUAUCGUAUUGUAAUAAAAUGUUAUAUUUUUUAUCCAAUUAAAAAUAAUAAUUGCUUGAAGCAAACAAGUUAUGUGCGCUUUAAGUUUAUAUUUGUGGAUACUUAUCCCAGAUUGGG